AACCCCCUCUGGUAGCCAGAGCAGCAUUUAAUUGUGGAGGGCUGAGCCGGGGUAAGGAGUAAUCAGAUGAGGACGCAAGGCAGGGGGAGUCACAUGGGCACGCAUGCUGGCUAACCAGGGAUUAAUAACACUGGCAUCUUGAUUGGAGUUCAGCUGCUCUCCCUCCCGGAGUGCGAGGGAGGAGGCUUGGUGACAAAAAGGCGAAGAAAAAGAGAGACGAGCGGGACAGUUACAAUGACAGGAGACAAUAAAGGACUGACAGUGGAGAGAGAAACAGGGAGAGACGAGGGCAGCGAGUUAGUGCCGUGAGAGGGAGUGGGAGGAAAAAGAGUGGGAAUUGGAGGCAGUGCAGUGCAGUGCAGGGGGGGAGCAUGGAAAAGAGAGGGAGCGAGUGAGCUGUAGAGACGAGAAGCCUCUGCUGCUGUGAGCCAGUGAGGCGCUGGAGGGCUGGAAGAGGAGACGCAGGUCCAAAAGAAGGAUUGAGGAGCUCCAGAGACAGGAGUGGGGGUAGAAGGCAAAAAAAGGAGGCAGGGUGAUAACAUCACAAACAGAAAACGGGGCUCCAGUGGUUUGGGAGUGAGCUUCAAGUGGGAGCAAAUCGGAUAAAAGUUGUAGAAAAAAAGGCAGCAGCGGAGAGCGGAGACAGAUUGAGGAGAUACAGCCCAAGUUGAUGGCAAAAGUGGGAGGAGAUUUAUGGCAAAAGAAAAGGAAGCUCUCGCUAUCGCAGGAGUCCUUUCCCCCCGUGCAUCUCGUGGACAUCAUCCGUCAGCAUGUUCUCUGACAGCAGGGCUCCGGCGGCCAGAGAGCACAGAACCUUCAAGCCUCACGCCCCUCACUUCAUCCCGUGGCUGCGCAACAGUCUCAAGUCCCAGCAAAGCUCCGACAUGGGGCUCAACGGGCCGUACAAAUCCAAUCCUGAGCUUCAUGACAAUCUGGCCCCUCUGGAAAGAACCAAAGGGAUCGGGAUCUUCUCCAUCCCGGGGAAGAACAAGCCCAAGAAGAGCGAUCUGCGUUGCAACGGCGUGGGAAUGGCCAGGAUGCUGCCGGUGGUGCUGAGGGGCCACCACAUCUUGGGAAAACAGAAGGAAGGCAGUCCCGCAAAGUCCAAGCAGUCCUCAGAAGUGGAACUAGAUCCCAUUAGUCACGACAACCUGAGUGACGCUCCCACAUCUGUCUCCCCAGUCAGCAAAUACUCGCCUCUUGCGGGUAGUCCCCUGGUUCCUGCACCCGCUCUUCUAAUUGACGGUCCAGACGCUAAGGUCGGCGUCUGCAUGGAAGAGAGGAGGGCGGACGUCUGGGACUACACCAGCCAUGUUAUUCAUCAGAGAGACCUGCAGUCAUCCGUCUGGCUCAGUUCAAACCCUCAGGGAUCGACAAAAGAUGGACAGCGUAGCUUCAAAUCCAGCUUCAGCUACAUCAGCAGGAACUGCCAGAGCCAAAGAGACCUGAGCGUACUCAGAGAGCCACCUGUGGAAGGCUCCAGUGCACCACUCAAUGGAGUCAUCUUCUCCACUGAGGUUCCUCACAGGGGUCUAGGCUUUACAACCACUCUGAGAGGUCCGGGAAAGCACGGGAAGCGUCUGCAGGCACUGGGCCCGAACCAAGCCAGGUGGCUCCGCCACAAACCAAAGAGUGAGGAGGAAUCACCGAGGAAGGGGACGGACUGCAGUAGAAAAGUGAUUCGCAACCAGCUCAAGCGGGUGGUGGACAAUCUGGAACAGGUUCUGACUGCACUGAGGGAUGUCCAGCAGGAAAUGAAAGAGGUGGUGCAUCAGAUCGACUACCUGACCUCCUGCAUAGACCUGGAUGAAGAGGAGCAGCAGGCAGCGGGAGACGAAAGCUGCUCCUCUUCAGGCUCCAAUGAGGUGACAGUGAUCAGCGGCCACCCGAGGCCAUCGGUGUCCAUCGACCACCGAGGAGCCACUUUCACUCUGAGAAGAGACCAUCCCAGUGGGAGGAGAACACCCCCCGUCGAGUUGCCAUGCCAACUUAGCACUGAGUUGACCAGAACUCUUCGCUUUGGAAAUUCUCCCCGGCGAGGAGGGCUGCUAACGUUCAACAAUCCCGAUUCUUCCACUCAGUCUCACCCCACAUCGUCCCCUCAAAGAAGCCUUCCCAUUCGGCCGCCCACCCCCGGACUGUCCCCCCUGACAGUCAACCUACAAGCGCCCGGCAGCCCCCGGUCUCCUCCGUCCUCCCCCAUCAUGAUCAGCCCCAUUUCCCCAGUGUCCCCGAAGUGUCAUCCGACAGCCGUGCUCAGCCCAUCUGUCAUCAUCGAGCCCCCGCGAAGCGACCACCCGGCAUCCGUGCGUUUCUGUCCGUCCGCGACAUCUCGACACCCGUCUGCCAGCUGCCCACCCACAGACUCGGAAACAGCUGUCCACGCUGACAGAGAGAAAAGAGCGUCCUCGGCUGGGCCACCCCUGGCCGGGGCCGCCAAACAGACAACGGGGCAAGGCCGAAAGGGUCGCAAGCCUCCGCCGUACCCCCACCAUAGACUCUCGGACCCCGCGAAGACAACGCAGGAUCCCCGCAAAGCUCCUCCGUACCCCGAGAAGAGAAGACUGCUCUCAACCACGGUGUGAGACUGCGGCCCCUCCAAAAGCAAGUCAUUUCUAUCCAACAGGAGCGUUCCAAGGCCGGGGGCCACAUCAAGCUAAGACAGACCAGGGUUUCCAAGGUGACAGGACAUAGACUUGGGCUAUCACCUAGAUGUGCUUUACUUCCUGUUGGGACCACCGAUGGACACCUGGCUGGUGGCAAAAAAACAAAAAAAAAAAACAUACUAAAAACAGUUUCCUCAACCUACAUGGGCCUCCGCCAGAACGAGAGAUGACGCAGCAAAUCAAACAAGCAGGUGGGGGCAACACCAAGAGAACGUCCUGAAUGGUGGAAGGAGGCGUGGCCACAACAAUCGCUCAGGAAGACAGUCCAAACACGACCUUCCCUUCAUGAAACCCAAAUAAAGUUUCAACCUUUUUUUCUCUCUUCCUCAUCUCUGCCUGAUUUCAUUUGUUGUUUGGGAUGUAUGGCGGUUACAACCCGAGGGUGAUAAAACGGGUUUCCAUGGAGACAAGUGAAGGAAGAUGAGGUGAAAAAUGAGACAAUAAAUCAAAGGGAAAGCAAAGUGGUGGUGCUGAUGAUGUGCGUCAUUCACUUUGGCUCAGUAAUGUAAAGCCAACCUAUUAGAGACUUAAUCUUAUCACGCCUGAAGAAUAAUUAAUAAAAAUGCAGUGUAACUUAUAAAUAGUGCAUCUCUGGCAACGCAUAAUUCACGUUCAUGGCCCGCAUCAAAGCCAGCACAGAAUGUCUAGCUUUGUUUGAAUAAUUAAAAAAAAAAAAAAAA
Corythoichthys intestinalis (scribbled pipefish) is the source of this 3346-nucleotide messenger RNA. RefSeq lists its product as uncharacterized. NCBI's taxonomy places the organism in Eukaryota, Metazoa, Chordata, Actinopteri, Syngnathiformes, Syngnathidae. The coding region runs from base 771 to 2585 and encodes 604 amino acids. The record is from RefSeq and is a predicted model, not a curated record. The transcript has 5 exons.